AUGGCAAAGACAGCGAGAGGGGGAUCCUUCCAGGAUGCCGUCGAGAUAUUCCGUAUGAUGCCCUGCGUUGGGUAUCUGCUGCUGGCCAUGGCAAAGUCCUACAAGAUGGUGUACCAUCGUCCCGUCUACGAGAACCUGGUUAAUGAGCUGCGCAGCAUGUGGCCGAGGGGCGAGGUGUCUGAUGAAGAGCAUGAGAUCAUCAGCUCCGCUCUGCGACACCUCAACUAUGUUAUUCAAGGUUACUACUGGUGCAACAACGCCCUUCUGGUGAUCUUCUUGUCCCCGCCAUUCGUGGAGAUAUUGAAGAUAGCGAUGGGGCACGACACUCCGCUCAUACUGCCAUUCUUCUACUGGUUUCCCUUCGAUCCCUUCCAAAGAGUUUACUAUGAGGUCAUCUUGGCUGCACAAACUUGGCAUGGUCUGAUAACAAUAUGGUUUAUGUUAUGUGGGGAUUUAUUAUUCUGCAUUUUUCUGAGCCACAUCACCACCCAGUUCGACCUCCUAGCAGUCAGGAUACGCAGACUGGUCUACGUGCCGGUAGACAAGCAGCUGGUCCAUACUUACCCACUCGGUGAAUAUUGCCAAGGCUAUGCUCAAAAGAAUAAGGAUAUAAUAGAUACAUUUAAUGACAACGAUUGGGAAGACAAACAUCAGAGAGAUCUCUCCGAUAUUAUAGAGAGACAUCGAGCUCUAGUCAGGCUCUCCGGUGAUGUGGAAGAGAUGUUCAGCUUUGCUCUGCUCGUCAACUUCUUCAACAGCUCUAUUAUCAUCUGUUUCUGUGGCUUCUGUUGUGUUAUAGUGGAAAAAUGGAACGAGAUGGUUUACAAAUCAUUCAUGACGACGGCGUUGUCGCAAACAUGGCUGCUCUGCUGGUACGGACAGAGGUUACUUGAGUCGAGCCAAGGACUAUCGGAUGCCCUCUACGAAAGUGGCUGGUAUAAAGCAUCACAAAAGAUUAAAAGCUCCGUGCUUAUCAUGCUUCAUAGAGCCCAAAAAGAUGUGCACGUCACGACGUAUGGGUUCUCCAUAAUCUCAUUAGCGAGUUACACAACGAUAAUCAAGACAUCUUGGUCGUACUUCACUCUGCUUCUAAAUAUUUAUAAAAAGUAAAACUUAUCUAUAA
Molecule: messenger RNA, 1123 nt
Organism: Spodoptera litura
Lineage: Eukaryota; Metazoa; Arthropoda; Insecta; Lepidoptera; Noctuidae
Product: odorant receptor 4
Biological process (GO): sensory perception of smell; detection of chemical stimulus involved in sensory perception of smell
Cellular component (GO): plasma membrane
Molecular function (GO): odorant binding; olfactory receptor activity
Source: RefSeq, a predicted model, not a curated record